GUAUUAGUGCGCAACGUUGGGAUUAUCACAUGAGUCUGUUCUCGCGGCUAUUUCGCACUUGGUACUCUUCGAACCUUAUGGUUUCCUAGCAUAAAAUCAAUAAAAGUCGUCUGAAUCAACUUUUGGAUGCUUAUGCCAGGCGAAAAAAAGGUGGAAAACUGGGUCCAGGGUGGUAAACGUCAAAAAAUUGACGAACUUGACGAUAUUUUGGUGGAUAUUACGGGUUAUUCUUUCUCCCACUUGAGGACCACUUUUGUGUACACUGGGUUCGUUCUAACAUGCGGACUGUUGAGACUAGUUUUUCACUGGUUUCCGCACUGGAUGCUGAUGUGUAUGUAUAAUAAGUGCGCUUUGAUGGAGGCUGAGAAGAUUCUCGUUCAGGAUAUCUAUGGUGUUUACUACAUACAUGAUGUGAUCGUUGACGUUAUUGAAGGAGUGAAUUAUACCAGGAGGUCUUACGUCCGUAAGCCUGUGUCAUUCAUGAAGUCACGAAUGAUGAGCCUUGAGAACGAUGGUAGGAUGAUGUGUUAUUUCAUUCACAAAUGUUUAAAGUACGUCUGGAAUGGCGAGACUCACCAUUUCGAGCUCAUUAGGGGCUGGCAUGAAACUACAUAUGAAGAAAUUCUGGAUUCUAAGCCUUUGAAUAACGAAACAGUCCUUAUGAAUCGUGCGUUGUAUGGAAUGAAUGAAAUAAGUAUCAAUCUUACUUCAAUUGUCAGGCUACUACUUGAUGAGUGCUUGAAUCCAUUCUACUGUUUCCAAAUAUUCAGUUGUAUUUUGUGGUAUUCUGAAGAGUACUGGACGUACGCUACUUGUAUUGUUGUUAUUUCAAUUAUGUCACUAUCAUGGCAAGUUUAUGAACUACGUAGAAACGAAAAGACUCUUAAAGAAACUAUGUGUAUAUCCUCUUCUGUGAUUGUUUAUCGAGAAGAAGAUGGGGUUAAAGAAUUCAAAGAAGUGGAUUCCAUUUCAUUAGUUCCCGGUGAUAUAAUUGAAAUUCCACAAAACGGCUGUCUGGUUCAAUGUGAUGCCAUCUUACUAGCGGGAAACUGCAUAGUAAAUGAAAGUACAUUGACCGGUGAAAGUGUUCCAGUUACCAAAAUUCCCUUACCCGAUUCACCAUCAAAGGGUACGUUAUUCGAUAUCAAAGUUCAUGGUCGGCAUAUUUUAUUUGCUGGUACUACUGUUAUUCAAACAAGAAAUUAUGCAGAUGAGCGAGUUCUGGCUGUUGUUGCACGCACUGGCUUUUACACUGUCAAGGGUGAGCUUGUACGGUCAAUUCUGUUUCCGAAACCUCUAAAAUUCAAAUUCACCCAAGAUUCCCUCCGGUUUAUUUUUGCUUUGUCUAUUCUUGCUGUUAUUGGUUUGGGAGUUUCAAUCUACUUAAUGAUCAGAGUUAAUGUUGGUGUUGGUGACAUUAUCCGUCGAGCGUUAGAUUUAGUUACUGUAGUGGUACCACCAGCCUUACCUGUUGUAAUGACAGUAGGAGUUGUUCUGGCUCAACGACGUUUGCUAUCGCAUGGGAUUUUUUGUGUCAAUCCAACCGUGAUCAAUGUUUGUGGAGUAAUCAAUGUAGCUUGUUUUGAUAAAACGGGUACUUUAACGGAAGAUGGUUUGGAUAUGUGGGGUAUCAUUCCUUAUGAAGAUGGUUUAUUUGGAGAUCCGGAAUUAGAACCAUCAGAGUUGGAUAAUGGUCCUCUAAUGGAAUGUUUAGCGACUUGUCACUCAUUGACAUUGAUUGAAGGAGUUCUGUGUGGAGAUCCUCUGGACUUAAAGAUGUUCCAGUCAACUAAAUGGGAACUCAUCGAAGAAGCUGCUGACCACUGUAAAUUUGAAAUGGCUGUCCCUGCUAUCGUACGUCCAUCCAGUAAAACCAGUUUGACGGAAAAGAUUUCUGAAAAAUUCAAUGGUGAUGAUAUUCCAUAUGAAGUGGGUAUUUUACGUCAAUUUCCAUUCAGUUCUUCAUUACAACGUAUGUCUGUGAUUACUCGUGCUCUCAAUCAAAAUCAUUUCAAUAUCUAUACUAAAGGUGCACCUGAAACUAUUGAAUUAUUGUGCAGAUGUGAUACUAUUCCUAGGGAUUUCCAUUCUACUCUGUUGGAAUACACACGUGAAGGUUAUCGAGUUUUAGCAUUAGCUUGGAAACCAUUGAAAGCAACCUAUACAAAAGUUUUACGUGUAUCUAGAGAACGUGUUGAGCAAGAUCUACAAUUUCUUGGUCUAUUGAUUAUGGAGAACCGUUUGAAACCGGAAACAACUCAAGUGAUUGAAACUUUAAGAUAUGCCAAUAUUCGACCUGUAAUGGUAACUGGUGAUAAUAUGUUGACUGCAUUGUCAGUAGCUCGAGAUUGCGAGAUGAUCGAUGAACUGGAUCGUAUUAUUCUUGUGUCUGCAAAACCACCACCAUUUCCUCGUCAUGUUCAAUCAUCUAGUCCGAAUGAUUCUGUAACUUGUUCUACCAAAGUUGAUCUACCCAGUGAUCAACCACACAGUCAUACUUCUUCAAAUCAUGUUAGUUUACCAUUUGUUUCGUUGACACAAUCACAAGGAACAAGAAACAACAAUAGACCACGUACACACUCAAGUUUUAAUGCAGCGAAUUCUUUAUUUGAGGAAAACUUCUUCAAUCAACAAUACGAUUCAUUAGUUGAAUUUCAUUAUGCUGAAGAUUUACACAAACCAGUCACUGAAGUGACAGCUACAACUGAAACAAGAACAACGAGGAAGUCUCAUAGAUCUCAACCUGUUAAUAAUACUUCGACUGAAACUGAUGUUGAUCCGCACACAUUCUCUGUAAGGAGUAGUAGGAAAUCUCGAAAAUUGAUGCAUCGCUUGUGUGAAGAUGUUCCGUGUGUUUCACGGGGAUGUGAACAGCAUUCCUCACCGUCUUCAAGUCCACUGACAGAUAUAACUGCGGUGCCUAAUGUUUCAGUGAAUGGUCAUCCUCGUGCUUCUUCAUCCGGUCAACGAGAACAUCACCAUUAUGAAAUAGGAAGCAGUGGAUGUUAUUCGAAAGAUGAUUUGCAUUCGGUAUCAAAUCGUCGUUUGAAUCCCACUCAUUCUGUAUCUAUACGGAUGCUCGAUCGACCUGAUUUCCACCUAGCUAUGUCUGGUAAGACGUGGGCUAUCAUACGAGAAUAUUAUCCCUGGCUUAUACCAAAGCUUGUAGUGAAGUGUACUGUGUUUGCUCGUUUUCGUCCGGAACAGAAAGCUCAACUGAUUGAAUCACUUCAAUCAGUUGGUUAUUUUGUUUCAAUGUGUGGUGAUGGCGCUAACGAUUGUGGUGCAUUGAAAGUAGCACAUGCUGGAAUUGCAUUAAGCGAAGCUGAAGCCAGUGUUGCUAGUCCUUUCACAUCGAAGCAACAAAAUAUUAGUUGUGUGCCUACACUUAUUCGUGAAGGUCGUUGCGCAUUGACUACUAGUUUUGGUGCAUUUAAAUUUAUGGUCGGUUAUUCAAUGAUUCAAUUUUUCUCUGUUAUACUUUUAUAUUAUAUUGGCAGUAAUAUUUCUGACCUGCAAUUUUUAUUCAUCGACCUUUUCCUUAUCACAACUCUGGGUCUCACGUUUGGUUAUACUCCGGCGUAUCCUCGUCUCUCGGUGGAACCUCCUGCGAUGCGACUAGUGUCAACUGUGACCUUGUUAUCAUUGGGUUUGCAGUUACUCACUUGUGGUCUUGUACAAUUUUCAGUCUUUGUGUUUACUCGACUACAACCAUGGUAUUUACCACUGUUUACUUAUCAUGAAGAUUAUGAAUUAAAAAAUUAUGAAAGUACGGCCAUAUUCUCCGUAUCUGUCUAUCAAUAUAUCAUAUUGGCUAUUGUAUUCUCUAAAUCUGCACCAUAUCGUCGGUCAAUUUUUUCUAAUCGUAAGUUGUUUCUUUCUAAUUAUUGUCUUAUAUUGUCCAAAUUAUUAUUAUUAUUUGUUUGACCUCUCAUGAUUGGAUUGGUAUUUUAACAAUGAAUUCGUUUUCUGACGACUGCCACCAGCUAAUACGAAACCUAGGUUUAGUGUUUCCGGUUGAUUGUUUGUAAUACCAGAAGACAGUUUAUGCAAUGACAAUUCAUUUAGACUAGAUGCAAGUUUCCAACUUAGUCGAUGUUAAUCAUUGCACCGCAAUAAUCACUGUCAAUGGGAGUUCAGUUGUUUACGACAAUCUCCUUGAGGAUCAUAAGAAAAAAAUUGAGAGAUGAUAAUUGGCUAAGACUAUUGUAUUUUCUUAUAGAUGAUAUGUUCAUUUCGUUGUGAUCUGAUGUGUCAAUCAGGACAGUCGUACCGGAAUUGGAAUGUGUGAAACUUUUGAAUUGUAACUGUCUUGACUCAUUAGCUCAGUGCAUAUCGGAUUGAGCGUUUGAAGCGUAGGCAUUGUGUUCGAGUGACAGUGUGAAGAUCAACACUGGGAUGCAGGUAUAUCCAGCUGAUGAGUGCCAUGGAGGACGGAAUGCGUGCUCUAAAUUCCACUGUCAGCCACAAUCCUCCGAUUGUUUACAACUUCCAUAAGUUCUCCUUGUCUUUACUAUAGAUCAAGACAGAAAACAGUAUGGAUUUCUCUUUUAAUCACAAUCAUAAUAUGCGUAUUGUUGCAUGUAAUAAAUGGUUAUAUUAUGCGUAAACUUCAAGAAUAUGUUGAUAAUUUUAGGCAGAUAUUUUUUUCACUGUGGUUUUAACUAAUGCGCAAUUGUCAUUUUCUCUAUGACUUUCCAAUUCCAUAGAUUUAUUCGUUGUCAACCUUAUUGCAUGUAUUGCUGGGUCCUUAUACUUAACAUCUCAUCCAGCCCGUGUGGUUCGCAAAUUAUUCGAAGUAAGAUUUCGGUGAAGGACGAAGCACUGUGUCAUGGUUAUCCUUAUUAAUUGCAGACCAAUUAUAUUUAUUUUCGUUGAUUAACAAUAUACUGGCCAUUCUACUUUUUAAACUAUAUGCAUUCGCCGCGAGACCUGAAGUGAGGGUCGUGGGUUAGAUCCCUGGAGUGCUUAUGUGUACGCACUUUUGAGAUGUCCACUACGUGGCCAAAACAGCGGUCUAGUGUCUCCUGGUUUUUAAUGAUACUCCAACAAAAAUCGAUCUAAGACGAAUGCAAUCUAUGAAAGAAGUGAUUUUUCUGUUUCAUUGUUUUCAUAUAUUUUUAGGUUACCACAGUUUUAUUUUGUUAUCCUUUUGUUUAUUGUUAUAAAGGUUAAUCCAUUUUCUAUAGAAUUUUGUCCUAACUAUUCUUAACCACAAUUAUUCCGUUUUCCUAAUAAGUGAAUUAUUGUUUGUUUGUGUGUGUAGUGGUAGUUGUAUUAUUAAUAUUAGCAACCACCACUUGGACAUAUUCAUUUGGUACAUAUACAUACUGAAUAGAGAGAUUCACAUUGUUUCUAUAGGAGAACAACUUUCCUUAAUCUAGAUUUCUACAUUGUCCUUGUAUUUUCUGCAUACAUUGUUUCCGUCACAAUACAUUACUGUAUUGUUAAUAACAUAGCUAUUAUUGUUAUAACUACGUCGUAUUGGUUCAGUUUAUUCCGGUGCAUAUUUAGUGUAAUUAGCCUGUAUGAAAGGAAGUUUGACUGUCGUCUCCUCAAGAACUGGUACCACCGUCACUUGAUUAUAUUAAUGUGUUUCUGCGAAAGCAGCACUAUGAUAUGGUGUUCGUCUUCUAAUUUGAAUGUAAACGUUGUACCGGCUAACAUGAUAUUUUCGUGGUGUUGGAUAUUAAUUCCUUCUGAAGUUUUCGUCACUUCAAGAUACCUGUUGGAAAUAGCUGACAAACGUUCUUCUGCAGUAGACUCUUCUCAAAAACAUUUCGUAAAAGAGUUGGACAGUUUUCUGAAUAAUGAUUUACAUUUCUGACAGAUUCUUCGGAUUGUAUGUGAUGUUAUUAGUUUUGUUAUUUUAUUUCCAGCUGUGUCGUUUCCCUUCAGUUUAUUUUGUAAUAAUUCUUCAUGGAAUAGUAUUGGGGAAUUUACUAUUUGGAUAUAUUUUGGAAUCGAUCGUUGAUGGCGUUUCAUUUCGACAACGAAUACGUCAUAUUCAACAUGCUUUAUUUCCCAGGCAUGUUUCACGUAAAGACUAUGAACACAUUCGUGAUGAAAUAGAUAGAUUAGCUGGAGUGUGGCCACCAAUUAUACGAUCUGCUAGUGUACAAGCGUUACCAAGAGAGCUGUUCAAUGAAAGUGAUGUUGUUGGACAAACUGUACAAACAUCAAGAAAACGCUAUAAUUCAAGACUUUCAACUGACAGUGAAUCUGAUGAGGAUUGUAUUCCAGUUACUUCUGAGGAGAAGGCUGUCCUGUGUAAUAGUUUACGUGAUAAUAAUAUUAUUCAUCAACAAGUACAAUUACAUUACAAUGCUCAAUCUCCAUUUCAACCGUCUUGUGUUUUUGAUACUAUGCCGAAAAGUGCGAUCGAAAAGUCAUUUAACAAGAAACGGACACGUUCUACUAGCACCCAUAAUCGCCAUUCAUUUAACACUACGAGAAGCCUUGAAAGCAAAGGUAUCAAACGCAAUACUUCUAAGGAAAACAGUCCUAGACAACAAACGCCUGUAGUUCGGACUCCGACUCGACGUGCUGAACGUACUCGAUCACAGAGUGGACCGAAACCACUUAGUCCUGUCAACCUUCAGUCGGACCCAUUCCAAUCAGCUACCUACCACUGAUAGGAUAGGUUUGUCGGGGAGUUUUACGUUGUUAGUCUUUCGUUGUAUAUUAUUUACUGUUAUCAUCAGCAGACGAUUUCAAAUCAAUGACUGUAUUUUCUCCUAAAUCGCUGUACACAAUAUGAAUUGCUUUUUUCUCCUGGCCCUAAUUCGGAUGGUUCAUUUUCUCUUGACUCUUACGUUAACCAGUGAAAAUCUUUCUGUCAGGUCACGCUUUGUCUCUCUCUGUUAUAUUAGCAAGAAUAGUAACCAGAAACAUAUGUAAUUCAUCCAUCUCAAUUUUCAUUCUUAUCCAUUAUCGUUUUACUUAAUAGAGCAGAACUAUCAGUUUUAGACAGAAAACAAAAGAUCUUUCAUUAUCGAUAAUCUUCUCGUUUACGAAUGUUGUUUUCAUUUUGUUUCUCAACACAUGCAGUCUAUCAGUAAUCCCAUUACUAUAUUAUUCGCUCACUCUAGAGAAAUUCUUGCUUACAUAAAGUAACACUAACAGAAAACCAACUGUCUAAUUGAGUAGACCGUACUAUCGCGUAUUUUGUGAUUUAUGACUCGGAUAGGUAAGAAUUAUCUCAAUUCUGUCUGACUCAUGAUUCCUAUGAAUUACCAUUUUGUGUAUUUCGUAAGCAUCAAGUGAACUAAAAGUGAAACUGACUGGCUGACGAGAGGGUUCAAGGAAUUCACAGUUUCCCCCGUACUAUGUGAUCUUGCAAAUUAUCUAAUGUGUUUUAUGCCAUUUUAUUUUUUAUUUCCAUGUGUAUGUUACGUUCAGUUGUUAAAGAUUUUUUCUUUCGUUUUUCUCUUUGUCUAUAAAAUCGAAGUGAUAUUUUUCUUUGAGCACGAAUGUGAUGAUACAUUGUUCAUAAUCAUAAACAAUAUUUAAUUUGAUUGUUUUAGUAUAAUUAUUAGUGCUAUUAUUUUUCUAGGUGAUGAGUUGUAGGAUUCAGUAUUAUUUCUGAUUCGAAAGAAACAGAUAAUGAUAAUCCGAGUGUGUUUCAAUGAAUUGUGCAUGCAACUCACAUUUAUUGCUAAUAGUUAAGUCUUAACGAAAUUCUCGUCACACCUGACCCCUACCGACUACUUAGUCGUUUCAAAGGCAUUGUAUUUUCGUGGGACUUUUCGACCUUUUAAAUAAACAAAUGCACCGUCGUAAACUAGAAGUCGUGGUUUAGCCUUCAUGUUAAUAUUUAUUUAGGUACAACACGACUCCGAAAAAUGCACCACACAAAGGAAGCGAUAUUGUGUAGGAAUAAACGAGGGUAAGGUUGUACAAUCAAUAAAUAAUUAUGGAUAAUGCGGUCAGAGUACAAAGGUUAUCAGAAUUACGUCCCUCCAAUACAUUUCGAACAACCUGAUCAUAUAUAUACUUGUUAAUUAAGUCAGUCCGCUACAACGUAGGACCAGGCACACAUAUGCAUCGGUCCAAGUUGCCACACCUCAUUA
Schistosoma mattheei is the source of this 8072-nucleotide messenger RNA. The record is from the annotation of a GenBank genome assembly. NCBI's taxonomy places the organism in Eukaryota, Metazoa, Platyhelminthes, Trematoda, Strigeidida, Schistosomatidae.